GUGCGGUAGUACCAUGAAGGGUGGAGGAAGGGGUAAGGAGCCACCUGUUGCAGGCGAGGUCACUGGUAAGCGCCCCAAGCGCAAGUGCCUGCAGUGGCACCCACUUCUCUCCAAAAAGGCUCUGGAUUUCUCUGAGGAGGAAGAGGAGGAGGAUGAAGAGGAGCUGGAGAAGCAGCCAGUGCUGUGUGGCCAGGACCAGGGGUCGCAGGUGCAAUGUGGAAGCACAACAGAGGAAGUGGAGGAGGACUCGAAUGAACAGCGGGCACGGCGGCCAAUGAAUGCCUUCCUCCUCUUCUGCAAACGCCACCGCUCCCUUGUGCGGCAGGAACACCCUCGCUUAGACAACAGGGGGGCCACCAAGAUCUUGGCUGACUGGUGGGCUGUGCUGGAGCCCAAAGAGAAGCAGAAAUACACUGACAUGGCCAAGGAG
Molecule: messenger RNA, 430 nt
Organism: Plectropomus leopardus (leopard coralgrouper)
Lineage: Eukaryota; Metazoa; Chordata; Actinopteri; Perciformes; Serranidae
Source: RefSeq, a predicted model, not a curated record